Erythranthe guttata (spotted monkey flower) is the source of this 770-nucleotide messenger RNA. Lineage: Eukaryota; Viridiplantae; Streptophyta; Magnoliopsida; Lamiales; Phrymaceae. The record is from RefSeq and is a predicted model, not a curated record.
AUGGAUAUCAGCCAGCAACACAAGUUCACAAACACCAACUGGCCGGAGCAGCCAUACUGCAGCAUGGUCGCCGCCGACGAACACCACCAUAUUCUUCAUCAAAACCCUUUCGAUCACACACAGCAAAUAUGGCCUUACAAUAAUAAUAAUAAUUAUCUUCAGAUUCUUCAGCAUCAACAGAACCACCAGGAGCCGCCGCCGCCGGAUCACUCUUCGGACACCCAGGCGCUUCUGCCGUCGCCGGGUUUGCUGACCGGCGGCGGCGGCGACCAGGGUGAAGAAGACGAGGCGGAAGAAGAGCUGGGCGCCAUGAAAGAGAUGAUGUUCAAGAUCGCGGCAAUGCAACCGGUCGACAUCGAUCCGGCGACAAUCCGCCGCCCACGUCGCCGGAACGUGCGGAUCAGCGAGGACCCGCAGAGCAUCGCCGCCCGCCACCGCCGCGAGAGGAUAAGUGAGAAGAUCAGGAUCUUGCAGAGGCUCGUGCCUGGGGGUACGAAAAUGGACACAGCUUCCAUGCUUGACGAAGCCAUACGCUACGUUAAGUUCUUGAAACGCCAAAUCCGUACCCUCCAAACCAACCACCACCAGCACCAGCCGCCGCCGCCGUGCGUCGGAAUCCCCACAGCCUCCGCCUCCGCCGACGAUUGGGUUAUGGCGGCAACAACAAAAGCCGCCGCCGCUGCAGGCACGUCAUCCUACUUGUUUGGAGGUACUCAUGAUGAUGAUGGGUUGUGUUUUAACCGUAAGUUUAUUGGAGAUUAAAUUUAUUA